Molecule: messenger RNA, 1314 nt
Organism: Colletotrichum orchidophilum
Lineage: Eukaryota; Fungi; Ascomycota; Sordariomycetes; Glomerellales; Glomerellaceae
Exons: 2
Coding region: 1-1314 (437 amino acids)
Source: RefSeq, a predicted model, not a curated record
AUGGCUUCCGACACAAAGUACGACCAACACCUAGAAGAGGGAUUGCUGCCAGUUGCUGUCAACGAGAAGGGGACUUUGACUUCGACUUCGAGACCAUCCAGGACGCCGCUGCCGAACAAAAUGACUGCUGCACGCCGUGUCCUGCUCACCGUCUUGGUGUGCGGCUUGAUGAGCCUCAGUCUCGCCUCGGCCAUCGGUCACAUGGCGAGACCUUGCACCAGAGAUCAUCAAGAGCAAGUCCUGGUUGCUGAGGGUGAUGUGAAGGACGCCGCCAAAGUGGAUCUCAUUCACAGGCUCCUCCACGCCUACUUCCCCGACCGCUACCAGGAUGGGGUCUAUGCCUCGGACAAGGAAGCCAUUGCUGCUUUCCAGGCGGACGACUCCGAGCUGGCCUCUGCUCUCGGUCAGUUGGAGAAGCGCCAGGACAAUGGCACCUCGAGUGCUGCUGCCACUGCCACUCUUACCCCAUCGGCCACCGAAGCUGCCACGCCAUCCGCCUCGUCCGCGCCGCCUGCGAGUGACACGCCGACCCCGACCCCGACACCGACUCCGACACCGACUCCAACGCCGUCUACUCCGGCCACCACCUCCGCUGCUCCCCCGGCGUCCUCCUCCGCAGAGGCCCAGCAGUCUUCCACCACGCCUCAGCAGACUUCGCAAGAGCAGACCACACCCCAGCAGUCAUCGCAACCCGCAGCCACCACCCCCACGACACAACCAACGUCAGCAGCAGCAGCCCCUACUUCUGGUACGUCUCAAUCGGAGCCGCAAGCAUCUCCCUCUUCUACUGUUGGGCCGUCUACCGCCUCUACUGAGUCUCCUCCGACGACCAGUGGGUCUCCUUCCUCUUCUUCUCCCCCUCCCCCUUCUUCUGCCCCCUCCUCGUCCGCUCCCACCACGGCCUCCCCGGGGUCUUCGAGUGCGUCCGCGCCGGGUACGUCUGCUUCCCCCUCUCCUGAGACUACUACGGUCGUGACGACCUCGUCCACCGCGAUUUCCACCGAGCCCGUGUCGUCGACUGUGUCUGUAUCUGGCACCACCCGCCAAGGCACCACCACCACGCGUGCCGCGCCCAGGACCACCUCGUUCAGCGAGGUCAAGACCACCUUCACGUCGACCGCCUCCAACGGCGACGUUGUCCUCGUGACCGCCACGUCCUUUGUCGCGGUCGAACCCGAACCGGCCGCCACCUCGUCAUCCGGUUCCGGCAACAGCGGCGGCGGUCUGCAAAACGUCGCCGUCCCCAUCGGCAGCGUUUCCGUCCUGCCCAUCUCCCUCGCCGCCUUUGUGGCCGGCGCCAUGCUCUUGCUGUGA